Messenger RNA from Musca domestica (house fly), 11164 nucleotides. It is a transcript of the gene bchs, whose product is annotated as WD repeat and FYVE domain-containing protein 3. Lineage: Eukaryota; Metazoa; Arthropoda; Insecta; Diptera; Muscidae. The transcript is spliced from 25 exons. The coding region runs from base 424 to 10959 and encodes 3511 amino acids. Gene Ontology annotation, molecular function: protein binding; metal ion binding. The record is from RefSeq and is a predicted model, not a curated record.
UCGUUGUAGAUAUUUUAUCCGUAGCGGACGUGUUCGGUGGCCAAAACGUUUGUACCGUCGCAAAAAAAAAUACAGAAAAAUACAGAAAAAAAAGAAAUAUUGAAAAAAGUGUUUGAAAAAUAUUUCAACAAAAGAAUGGAAAAAAUAAAAUUUAAUAAUGAAAAAAAUUAAAUCAAAGCCUAUUUGAAGAGAAAUGAAUGAAUGAAUUCAUAUAAAAUAUUUUUACAAUCCAACAUCAUCAGAAAAUCGUUAAGUCAUCACUUGUGACUAGAGGGUGCAGGAGGAGGCGGAGGAGGAUACCCCCAGACACCACAUAAACUAUUAACAACACCAAAAAGCAAAGAAGAAGAAACAAAUCACCAGGCCAAGGGAGGGGGCAGUGACAUUGAAGAAGAGCUUUAAAAGCUCUUCUCAUCCUUCAGGAUGAAUGUGAUGCGUAAAUUGCGUGGCGCCGGCAGUGCUCCAGCUGGUAAUGGUAGUGCCGGCAACAGCAGCGGCAGUGGCUCCACAGGUUCCUCGACCGCAAAUGGGGGUUCCACCCUAACCACGGCAGCUAGUGAGGAUGGCAUGCUGGAUGCCCGUGUCCAAAUGAGCUUACAUACUCUGAAGAAACUAUUCAAUGAGUACACCCAUCCCAAGGAGCCGUUGAGCGAACAAGAAAGGGACAUGAAACUCUAUCAAAUGUUGCCACUGUUUUGUAAGGUUUUCAGUGCUUGUCCUGCCUCCGAUAUGAGCGAAAAGUUCUGGGAUGUUGUGGCCUUCUGUCAGCAAGUUUCUCGUCUAAUGGUCGCCGAGAUACGUAAACGGGCCUCAAAUCAAAGCACAGAGGCUGCCUCAAUAGCCAUUGUUAAGUUUCUAGAAAUAGAAACAACCGAAGAGACCAGCAGCGGUUGGAUGUUGCUGUCAACCUUGAAUUUGUUGGCGAACGGAGAUGUGUCCUUGAUACAGGUCAUGACAGCUGCCGCAGUGCCCUCUACAUUGGUGAAGUGUUUAUAUCUCUUUUUCGAUUUGCCCGCUGUGGAAGAUGACCCUCCCUGCGAGACGCCCAGCGACUUCAAUGCCUUCGAACGACGCACUCUACUGCAAAAGGUCUUUGUGCAGCUGCUGGUGAAACUAUGCUCAUAUCCCUACCCAGCAGAGGAGCUGGCUCGUAUGGAUGAUUUGACAUUACUGUUUUCCGCCAUUACCUCACCCUGUCCCACUCACAAUAUUGUGUGGCGUAAAAAUGCUGCCGAAAUCCUAACCACCAUCUCACGGCAUGGUCUGACCGAUGCCGUUGUGAGCUACAUACAUUCCAAAGGCUGCAUGGCCUUGUGUGUGGACAAUAUGAGACGCCUGACAUUCGGCAAUCCCUUGGAGAUAGUUGAAAUGUUCGUUACCGUCUUUUGUUUCCUCAAAGAUUCUAGUCAAGUAUCCCAGAUACUCAUGGAUGAUUUUAAGGCCUCACAGGGAUAUACCUUCCUGACCGAUUUUUUGCUCAAAUUCGACACCACUCGCACCCAUUCUGUUGAGGUACAGGCUGCCAUACGCAACCUCGUCCUCAUGAUCUCAUCGCUCUGCAUGUGUGGCUACAAUGAGCUGAGGCCACCACAGGCCCAAAUCAAUGCCCUUUUCAAAAUGCAAAAUUUCCAAAUGCCUCAGGCCACGUCACGGGAGACCUGUGUUCGCAACAUCUAUGCCUUUCAGGUUUUGCAAACCGUAUUCCUGAGGGCCACAUCCUCGGGGCUUUGCUGCACAAUUUUGGAUGCCAUCUCCAGGGUUUAUCAUUCGGAAAAUGCCAAUUAUUUUAUAUUGGAAUCGGAAAAUACCCUCAGUCAAUUUACGGAGAGGAUACACCUGAAAGGCUCCCAGAUACAGGAGAAAUUUUUCGACCUAUUGGAGUUCAUUGUUUUCCAAUUGAAUUUUGUGCCCUGCAAGGAAUUGAUUUCCCUGUCGUUGCUGUUGAAAAACAAUCACUCGACCAGCUGUAGUAUUUUAUGCCUCAAAACGUUGCUGAAUAUUCUGCGGCAUAAUAAUGUCUUUAAGGAUGUCUAUCGGGAGGUGGGCAUUUUGGAGGUGUUUGUAACCUGCCUCAAUCGUUAUGCCGAUCAUGUUCGUACAAUAACCAAAGAUGAUGAAAAUGCUGUUGUGGCGGCGGAGGAGGGGGAGUCGGAAGACCUUGCCGACAGCAUGGGCAAACAUGUGCUGGAAGCCCUGACCAUACUGCUAAGUGGAAACAACAACAAUGCCAAUGUAUUCCGCGAGAGUGGUGGAGCCAAAUGCAUCCAUGAUUUGGUGAAAUUCAAACAUUGCCGACCCCAAUCUUUGGGCAUAAUUCGGGAGCUGAUACUCUCGGCUGGGGGAGAUGAUGAUAUGCUUUUCAUAUUGUCCGUCAUGCAUGCAGUACCACCCUAUCAGGUGGAAUUUAAAAUACAAAUCCUCAAUAUGCUCCUGGGUUGCCUAAAGGAUUCACAUCGCACAAGGACUGUAUUCCGCAAGGUGGGCGGUUUUGUCUAUUUGACCAGUGUCUUUGUAUCGUUGGAUGGGAAGUUAUGUGAUGAGGACCACCUGGAGUCGGAAGAUCCAGAGGCCCAACUAAUACCCCAAGAUGACUUGGUUCUACUGCUACAAAUGGUUUGCCAAACCUUGGCCACAGCAAUGCGUUUCGAGCCGGCCAAUGCAAAGUUUUUCCAUCAGGAAAUUUGUACCGCCUCACUCUGUGAUACUCUACGGCUGUUGGGAUGUUUUGGCAAUGAAACAGAGCUGCCCGAAUUCAAGGGAAUAUUUAAAUCGGACACCACCACUCAAAAGUAUUAUCACGAGGUCUUUUCGGGAGACAUUUUGAAUUAUCGAUUCAAUGACUCCAUACCCCGUUCCCUCUCCUAUGUUUGUGUGGUCUAUCGCCUGCUGUACAGUAUUGCCUUGGAUAAUUUUGAAUCUCCGAAUUUGAAUAACAUCAUCACACUCUUCAAUGAUCAACUGAAUCGUUCACCAACCAAAGAAUUAGCUUUACCUCCAGCCCAUCCCAAUCAACUGAAUCUCUCACAGCCAACACCGGAACCUCGCAUUGUCCAUCCCGGUGUGGUGUUGUGUAUGAUUCAGCUGCUACCCAGCGUCUCCCACAGCCAGCAACACACUCUGGCCACCAACUUGCAGGUGUAUCUCAGUGAAAUCAUCAAAUCUCUGGUACGCAGUGAACGCAACCAACAGAUAAUGUGCGAUUAUGGCUUGGCUGGCCAGCUGUUGAAAAUCGCCCGCAAAGCCCUAUCCGAAGAAGUCAAUCCCCUACAUGUCCCCAUGCAAUACAUUUUGGAGAGAUUGGCAGCUCAGGCCCUACAGCCUACCGAGCUGAGAGAAUUUUUACGCCUAGGCGAGCCCUUGUCGUGUAAAAAUAUCGAUCUUAAUAAAUGCUAUUCCAUGGGUGGACCUGUCCCAUUGACUCGCAUAAAGACACUGGUCUCCAUGACCACCCCGAGAGAUUUUCGAGCCCAUGGGUCCAGUACAUUGCCGCCAUUUGUUGAAAUGGAUAUGUCAGCGGAAGGAUUUGGUUGUUUGUAUCUACCCUCAUUGGCACCACAGGCCACUGCCACGGCAGGUGGGACCAUAGAUGCCAAUACCAUUGGCGGCAUUGGUUCCGGAGAUCGCAUCUUUCCACCACAAACAGGUCUCUCCUUUUCCACAUGGUUUUGUGUUGAGAAAUUCUCGGAUCCUAAAACGGAUCCCCAUUGCGUAAGGCUGCUGACAUUGGUGCGUACCAUCCAUAAUCCGCGAGAAGAGAAUUUGGUGUGUCUUUCCAUAUUGCUGUCGGCGAGAGAUAAGGCCAUUGUGGUCUCUACACAGGAGACCCUGGUGACUCCAAGUAAAAGCCUUGGUGAUUGGGAGCCAGAGGGCUCGGAUGACAACAGCGCCCGCAUAUGGUGUCCAGAUCUCUUACAUGAAGGCCAAUGGCACCACCUCGUGGUUGUACUUAAUCGUGCGGUGUUGAAAAACUCAAGCCUCUCUCUGUAUUUGGAUGGAACGCCUCUGCACUCUCAAAAACUCCAUUAUAUAUCGCAGAACCCAGGAGCUGGUUCGGCCAACUUGCCUGUGGCCACCUCGGUGUUCGGUUACAUUGGCACCCCACCCAUAUGGCGUCGCUACUCACGUUUGUGUUGGAAGCAGGGUGUUUGUCAUCUCCUCGAAGAUGUGGUCAAUCAACAGACGGUUCAGACAAUUUUCAAUUUAGGUCCCCAUUAUAUGGGCUCGCUGCAAGCUCCCCAGUUGGGCAAAAAGGUUGAACCUUUGGGUCCCCUUGUGGCCGAGGAGAAAGUCCUGUUGGGUCUCAAUGCCAAAGCUGUGUCACAACUGACUUUGGUCAAGAUUCGUAAGGUUUACAGUCGAGCCGACAAUAAGUCCAUAGCCAAGCAACUGGGCAUGAAUUCCCAUGAGAAUGCCACACCCAUAAAGAUCCUCCACAAUUCUGCUGGUCAUUUGGCUGGAGCUGGCCGUACCUUGGGUGGUGUGGUUGUGGGUUAUUUGGGCGUCCGUGUCUUCAGCCCCCAUCCCGUCUCAGCCAUGAUUGAUACCGUCGGAGGUUGCAAUGUGCUGCUGGGCAUUAUUGCCAUGGCCCAGGAUGUUGAGUCUUUGUAUGCUGGCGUCAAAGCCUUGACCUGUGUGGUACGCUCCAAUCGUGCCGCCCAAAGUGAAAUGGAUCGCAAACGAUGCUACCAAACCCUGGGCAUGUUCUUUAAGAAAAAGAAAAAUCUCUUGAAUUCCCACAUUUUGCACUUGACAUUUGGCUUGGUGGGCACUGUCAACAGUGGCCAGGAUAUGUCGGCCAUACCCAAUGUUACAGCCUUUCAGGAUCUCCUCUGCGAUUUGGAUAUAUGGCAUAAUGCACCAAAUGGCUUGCUGAGAUCUUUGCUGGAACAUCUGUUGGAGCUGGCUGUGGAGUCGAAUGAGAAGAAACAAAAUGUGAAGAUUAUGAGAGAGCUGCAGCUACUCAACAAGCUGCUCUACAUCAUAGUGGACAUACAGGAUCAUUCCACGCGAGAGAUAUUAUUUAAUUUAGUCGAAGCUCUGCUGGGUGGCCAGCCAAGGCAUACGGAUCUACUGCUUUUCGGGCAGUAUUGUGCUUCCAAGCUACCCAAAGCGGAUCAGGUGGAGAAAUCGCUAAUAUUGCCCACCAUGAAACCCACCCCGAAUCCUUCCAAUUCCGCUGCUACUGCCGAAAAUGAUGUAACCGCUCAAAAUAUCUAUCUUCGCAAUCGUUGUCUGUCCCUACUCCAUGGGCUGCUGUUUACGGCUCGCAACACCGUCAAUUACAUAAUUUGUGAUGAUAUCUCCAAGACCCUGGGUAUGGAUUGGUUGCUGUUGUUUAUGCAACCUAAUGUCCAUUUUACCACGGUCAUAAUUGCGGUAAGGAUACUGGUGGUCAUCUGUGCCAAUGAGAGUUUUUUGGUACGUUUCCGGGAUUCGACACACAAUGGAGGUUAUUUGCGUUUUACCGAAAUGGUGUCGCAAAAGAAGUCAAUGGGAAUUGCGGCUCAACAGCUGAAUGCUCGGCCUUCAACGGGAACGGGGACUGUCAUAGUGGCCACACCGGCCAAUACCUUGCAGCAUUUACCCACACACAUUGCCGGGGAAGUGAGGACGGCGGCACUGAAUAUACCAGGUUUCCAAACCCUGGAAUGGCUGAUGCAGUACCAUUUGGACGUUCCCGAACUGUAUUUCCUCAUUACCGCUCUGAUAAUGGGCCAACCUGUAAAACUUUUGGCCACAGAACACACCAAAUUCGAUCUGGACCGAGUCUGGUCAUUCCUCUGGGGUGCCCCUGUAUCGGCCAAUACAAAUGUACCCAAAAUGAACAUCUGUCCCGAAGGAGUGUGUGUACUCUUGGGCAUGGUUAGGGCAAUUGUCCAUGGUGGUGAAAUGGCUCCCUGGCUCAAUAGCCACCCUGAGACAAUCAUACAGCUACUCUUCAGUCUCUAUCAAAAUCUAACCGAUUUUAUGCCAGUCAUGAUGUCUGGAGAUGUCAUAUCCUCCUUGGUGGCCGUUUUGUUUCCCAAUAGCAGUAAAGAUGAAAAUGUGGAAUCUGAGCCGAACAGUGGCAACAGUUCACCCACCGAGGAGACGGGUGGUUUUAUGUUAAGUCUCAAUGCUGCAGCGCAUAAUCCAGCCAAUCUAGUCAAGCUUACCAAUCAUCCGGUAAGGAAAUGUAUCAUCGACUUCCUGAGGGUCAUUGUGGUGGACUCGUUGAGCUUAAAUAUGCAUGGCAAGACAACACCCGUCAUAGAUUUGGUAUUGGAUGCCUCGCCGGAGAAUUCGGAAAUGAAUUUACAGGUUGAAUACCAAACGGAAAUCAUUACAGCUUUAAUGGAUCAUCUGCUGGCGGCAGACAUUUUGGUGGGAGAACAGGCCGCCCUGUCCUUGGUACCCCUACUCCAAAGUCAUACCCAACAUGUGGCGCCAAAUGUUUUCUAUUUCACCGCUCGAGUGGUGGAUAAAAUGUGGCAGGGCUGUCUGACCCGCAAUCCUCAUGAUAUCUUUGAUUUUAUUAUCAAAUUAAUUGCCCAAGCUAAGAGGAGAACCUCAUCGUUGACGCUGGAGCAGUUACAUCAUUCCCUGAAUCGUACCAUUUUGUAUUUAUUAUCACGGCCCACGGAGGCCAUAACCGAGCAGAUGAGCGUCUUGGAGGCUUUACAUAAAAUCAUCACCCAUCGUUUGUUGAUUUUUGGAGCUGGCAAUCAUGAGCUGGAAUUCAUUGGUUGUCUCACCUAUUGUCUGCUGCAAUUGACAUCGGAUAUGAAAAUCAUAUUAGAGCCUUCGACGGCUCGCAACACCACAUGGCAUGUUAAUCCUCAGGCUGAUAUUAUUGAGCCCAAAGAUGAGGAUUUGAAUCAAUUGCAGGGUCGCAAUUUAAUUGUGGGUGCCGCCUUCCGUGUCUGGGAAGAGUUGUAUGUGUGUAAAAAGCCAGCCAUAGAAGAGGUCUUCAAAGUCAGCUUGUCGCCGCCACCGAACAAUCAAAAGGCCCCGGAUUUGCAAACCACACGUGAACAGGUCAUGGAAUUGGCCUCGAAAUUAUGGUUUAAUUAUGUCGAUGCUGAACGUAAGGCUUCGUAUCGUAUCCCCUGGGAAAUCCAUAAUCAGAUACAAUCAAAGAUUCAGAAAGUAACUGGUGGCUUGACACGUCUGGCUAGUCGCACCAAGGUCAAGAAAGAUGAAAUGGUACGCGCCAAGUCGUCCAUGACCCGCGAGUCGGCUUUCGAGUGUACCAACAUACAUGUGCAAUUGAUAAAGGACCUUUGGGAGUUACGCUGCAAACAGUACAUACAAAUGCUGCAACACACCCAGCGUUAUGUCUACCAGGAUUGGGUGCAAUCGGAAACAGAAUUAACCCGAGAACGUGGCCUCUGGGGUCCCGAGGGCUAUUCUUCGCUUGACAAAUGGAUAUUGGACACCACUGAAGGGCCACAUCGUAUGCGUAAGAAAACCAUGCGCAAUGAUCUCUUCUAUCUGCAGUAUCCAUAUCGCCCAGAAUUGGAUAUACCCGAUAAUCGUCAAUUAAAAUAUAAAGUUGCCACCAGUUUUGAUAGUAAAAUCUACUACACCCAUUGUCAGCAGCCACCAAGGAUAUUGUGUGAAACCGAUUCGCUCACACAACAACAAUCGCUAACACAUCAACAUUCCGUAGAUGCCAAUCAAUUGCUGAAAGCUUCGGGACAAACCACCCAUAGUCAUCCCCAAUUGCAGACAUCCAAAAGUGAGCCGGGUGGUACAACGUCCACACCACCCCAGUCACCCAAUGAACAUCGCAUUGCCCAUGCCCAUGCCCAGGAGUCGUUAGAUGUCAAUGCACCCGACGAUGAUGAGGAGGACGAUGAAAUGUCAAAUAUUGCCGAUAAUGAAACAUUUUUACGGCUGCUGGAAGAGCAGGAAAAAAUCUCUUUUAUGUUUAGAUGUGCACGCAUCCAAGGUCUGGAUACCUUUGAGGGUCUACUGUUGUUCGGCAAGGAACAUUGUUACAUCGUUGAUGGUUUUACAUUGCUCAAAAAUCGUGAAAUAAAAGAUAUCGACACCCUGCCACCGGGGGCCUAUGAACCCAUUAUACCCAACUCGGGGGGUACAACAAGGCAGCACAAAGUUCGCCAGUGUUCUAAGUUUGCUUACGAGGAGAUACGAGAGGUACACAAGCGACGUUAUUUGUUACAACCCAUUGCACUGGAGGUGUUCUCCGAAGAUGGACGAAAUUAUUUGUUAAGUUUUCCGCGCAAGGUUCGAAAUAAGGUUUAUCAGCGUUUCAUGGCCCAUGCCACGGCCAUCAAUGACAAUGCUCAGCAGUCGGUGGCGGGCCAAAAGAGGACGGCAAGUGUAGAACAGACAUCGGGUAUCUUCAGUAGUUUGAUUGGUGAAACCUCGGUGACCCAGAGAUGGGUGCGCGGUGAAAUUUCCAACUUCCAAUAUCUAAUGCAUUUAAAUACCCUCGCUGGGCGCUCCUACAAUGAUCUCAUGCAGUAUCCCGUUUUCCCCUGGAUAUUGGCCGAUUAUGAUUCCGAAGAGUUGGAUUUCAAUAAUCCCAAAACAUUCCGAGAUUUUUCCAAGCCCAUGGGUGCCCAGUCGGAGGAGAGACUGGAACAGUUUCAGAAAAGAUUUAAGGAAUGGGAUGAUCCCCAUGGUGAAACACCACCCUAUCACUAUGGCACCCACUACUCAUCGGCCAUGAUUGUUUGCUCAUAUCUGGUGCGCUUGGAACCGUUUACCCAGCACUUUUUGCGCCUGCAAGGUGGCCACUUUGAUUUGGCCGAUCGCAUGUUCCACAGCCUUAAAGAGGCCUGGCUCUCGGCCUCCAAAUUCAAUAUGGCCGAUGUGAAAGAGCUAAUACCCGAGUUUUUCUACCUCCCAGAAUUCAUAACCAAUUCGAAUAACUUUGAUUUGGGUACCAAACAAAAUGGCGAAACCUUGAACGAUGUCAUCCUGCCGCCCUGGGCCAAACAGGAUCCAAGAGAAUUCAUAAGAUUACAUCGCAAUGCCUUGGAAUGUGAUUAUGUUAGCCAGAAUUUACAUUUGUGGAUCGAUUUGAUAUUUGGCCACAAGCAACAAGGCCCCGCCGCUGUGGAAGCCACAAAUGUUUUCCAUCAUUUGUUCUAUGAAGGAAAUGUCGAUAUUUACAACAUUGAUGACCCUCUGAAGAAAAACGCCACAAUUGGUUUCAUUAACAACUUUGGACAAAUACCCAAGCAGCUGUUUAAGAAACCCCAUCCCGCCAAGAAAAUGUCUGGCUCGCGGCAUUCGACGCUAAUAGAUCCGAGCGCCUUGAUACAGGGCAAUACAACUGUGCUACAAUCCGAUCGUUUGUUCUUCCAUAAUUUGGAUAAUUUGAAACCGAGCCUGCAACCCAUCAAGGAGCUAAAAGGUCCCGUGGGUCAGAUAUUGCAACCAGAUAAGACUGUUUUUGCUGUGGAACAAAAUAAGGUGAUGAUGCCCCCAUCAUAUACCAAAUACAUUGCCUGGGGCUUUGCCGAUCACUCGCUGCGCAUUGGCCUCUAUGACACAGAUCGUGCUUCAUUUGUUUCCGAGGCGGCGGCACAAAAUUCCGGUGAAAUUUUGGCCUGUGCCUGUCCCAAUUCAAAAAUGAUCAUUACCGCCGGCACAAGUUCGGUCAUUACGAUUUGGAAAUUCGAUGCAAAUCGUAAAAGUUUAACGGUGAAACAUUCGCUACAUGGCCAUACGGAUGCCGUUACAUGUUUGGCAGCCAGUGCAGCAUAUAAUGUCAUUGUGUCGGGUUCAAGAGAUGGUACGGCAAUUGUUUGGGAUAUGACACGUUUCACAUUUGUACGCCAAUUGCCCGGCCAUGUGGGUGUUGUGGCAGCAGUGGCCAUAAAUGAAUUGACUGGUGAUAUUGCCACAUGUUCGGCAACGUGGUUACAUGUGUGGUCCAUCAAUGGUGAUCCUUUGGCAACGGUGAAUACAUGCGUGGGCAGUGCCGAUCGUAUGCAGCAAAUAUUGUGUGUGGCCUUUUCACAAAUCCGAGAAUGGGAUCCACAGAAUGUGGUCAUAACUGGCUCCACGGAUGGCGUUGUGAGGAUGUGGUCCCUCGAAUAUGUUCAAGUACCAAUUGAACGUAAACUAAAACGGUAUGCCGAAGUGAAAUCCCAAGAAAAUCCCGACACUGCAUCGCACAAAGAAGACGAGACGGCUGUGGCGGGUGGAGAAACCUCAAAGAAAAUGGAACUAUUUAAACAAAUGCAAAGCAUAUCUUCACAUGAUGAUAAUGAAAUCCAUAAAUCUGCUUCGGAAAGCAGCAUAUCAGAGGCAUCACAACACUCAAACAACUCAACACAAUCGGAUAAGCCAAUGAAGGAAUGUGAAAUACCCGUAACAUCGGAACGACGGAAAUCUUCAUUUUCGGGUGCGAAAUCUCUGCACGAAAUUAAGUCAUCAACGGUGGAGGGUUCGGGGGGUAAUAAGGGAAUUGAAGAAGAAGAACGCAGCACAAUAAGGCCCAGUAAAUCCGAUACCAGCCUCACAGACGGAUUUGUCAUGAUCGACAAUGAUAAACAUCGUGGUGAUCAUUGUCUCAAGAAAGGCUUUAAAUGGCAACGUCAAUUAAUGUUCCGUUCAAAACUAACAAUGCACACGGCCUAUGAUCGCAAAGAUAAUGCCGAACCGGCCAGUAUUACUGCCCUGACAGUAUCCAAGGAUCAUAAAAUAUUAUAUGUUGGUGAUGCCCGUGGUCGCAUCUAUUCAUGGUGUGUUACGGAGCAACCCGGCCGUGGUGUGGCCGAUCAUUGGCUAAAGGAUGAGGGAGCCGAUCAGUGUGUUAAAUGUCAUGUUAAAUUCACCCUAUACGAACGCAAACAUCACUGUCGCAACUGUGGCCAGGUGUUCUGUAACAAAUGCAGUCGUUUCGAAUCGGAAAUAUCGAGAUUGAGAAUAUUGAAACCGGUGCGAGUGUGUCAGACAUGUUAUGCCCAGCUGAGAGCGACAUCUGUUGACAAUUAAUAAUUAUAAGAAAUUUAAAGAAGAAAACAAUAAAAUUAAUAUUAUAUAUAUUUUAGAAGAAAGAAAACAAAAAUAACUAUUCAAAGACACACACACCCAUACAUUCUCACAUACAUUUAUGCAUAACACACACACAUACAUGCGAAAUUAUUAUAUUUAAAAAGAAGACACUGAAAAAAGAGUAAAUGUACCUUUUACAAAAUAA